AUUAAUAAAGUGAUGUUAAGAAGAAAACGCGGUUCACUCACACACAAUCAGAGAGCCAUGGCUUUCUGAUUGUGUGAGCAGCGUCCUCUCCUUAGCUUAGAUACUACUCACAAAGUCCUCUCCUUAGUUAGAUACUACUCACAAAAAAAAAAUAUAUUUUAGAUCUCAUGUGUGUACCAGUCCUUUAUACACACUUCAUAAAAAAUUGAAUACGAGUUUAGUUAAGUCUGGUGUCGCCGCAUUACGGCAAGUAAAGAAACAUGUAUCAUAUAUUGUAUCCUUUUUAUGUUAUCUUUUUUGACAAAGCAAAAAGAUGUCUGAGCAUCUGACGCGCAAGUAUGGACUGCAUCAGAAGCCCAGUCAAAUUCAAAUCUGCGUCCGUUUAAUUUUAUAAUAAUAUUACGCCAUUUAUAUAUCGGCCGUGACUAUAGUUCUGGUGUGAAUCUUUUCAGUUUUUGAAAAUAAGGCUGUGACGUGGCAAACUUACAUGGCGCUGACAAGUGUUAUGGCGUCAGCGAGGCAAUUUCUAUCAGGAUAUUUUGAUAUUAAAUUGUUCUUUCUCAUUUACAGAGAUAAUCCACUUAAUCUUAUAUAUAAUUAUGUUAAUAUGUACGAUCUUAAAAUCUCUAGAAAGCAAUUUGAGCAAGCCAACAUCUCUCAGAGCAUUCGUACAAUUCGACAGUCAAUUCACAAAAAAAGUAAACGACAUUUUUGUGACAUUGAGAUGGAACCAAUCUGAAUUUACCGAUUUACAAGGAUAUACAGUGCAAUGUUUUUUCAUCGAGGACUUAAAAGAGAUUCAAAUCUGCGACGAUAAAAAUAUCACAACUACAACACUGGAGCACACCGUGCACAAUCUUAAACCUAAUAGGACAUAUUAUUUCCGAGUACGUGCACAUACUGAAGUUAUUGCUGGUCCUUACUCGGAUUUAAUCGAUGUAUCAACUACGCAUGAAAAUCCAAUACCUAAAUUAUUAUUAGUAACGGAUGCUGGCCUCCACAUAUUGGACUUAGAUUCAAAUACUAUUAAUAAUCUCGUUGAACAAUCGGAUAUAGGAGAUGUCGCUUACUGGGCACAAGAACAUAAAAUUUAUUGGAUGCACGAAAAUAAUCUAAUGACAUUGGACAUUACUGAAAAUAAUAUCACAAAAAUAGCUAGCUUUAGUUUUGAGCUAUAUAAUAACAUAUAUCUUUGCAUUGACUGGGUAGCAAGAAAUCUAUAUAUAACCUAUUAUGGUGAGAGAAACUACUCUUUCAUUGUAAAGUUCGACUUAACAAUGUGGGAAAAUGGCAUAAUUAAAUUUGAUGAGAUUUUCAAAACAAAAGAAACUCUUUUUCUUCACCAUUUAAUUGUAUCAUCGUCUAUGGGAAUUUUAUAUUACACAUCAUACAAUUGGACGAAUAAAAAAUAUGAUAUGAUAAAAUAUCAUUUUGAUGGAAAAAACAUGCAAAUUGUUCAGAUAAAUUCAUCCCUUUGUCAAUUUCCUUGGUAUUAUAUGAAUCAUAUGAUAAUUGAUAAUAUGAAUAAUGAGGAACCAUUAAUUUACUGGAUAUUUGCUUCUCAUAUAACUGUCACAAACAUUAACCUUUCUAUGUGCAAUACGAUUUUACACACAAAAAACGUAGGUGAUAACAUCAGUUUCAAAUCUAUGACGAUUGACAAAACAAACAUUUACAUUUUAGUGUAUAAUCGGCUUCAACAUACUCAUCAUAUCUACGUUUCAAAAAAGAAAUACUCAAGUCUCAAGAGCGUAAAUGUAGACGAAUAUGUUGAAAAGAUAAUAAUAGACUCAGAUAAAUAUUCUAUAGGUAGAAUUUACGCUAUUGAUAAAUCUUUACAACCUUAUCCUCCAAUGAGAUGUCUGACACCUUACGAAAAAGGUUAUAAUUUUGAGAAUGUGAUUGCAACGACAAACAGCAUCAUUGUAAAUCUUCCGGAACCGGUUGUAAAGAGUGGAUGCAAAAAAUAUAAUUUACCAACUACUAUAUAUAUUAUCUUCGUAAGCUGUUUAAACAACAAUUUCAACAAGUCUGAGAAAUUCAAUGUGCAGACGUACGAGCGGUAUUAUGAGAUUCAGAACUUAAUACCAUUUACAGAGUACAAGUUAAAGUUUACUUUAAGCAAUUUUUAUUUUGAUCAAUUAUUGAUAAAUCCAUUCGAUUCGAAUGUGAUACCAAUAAAAACUAAUUUGGGUAAGCUUAAUGCACCAGAAAACAUAAGUGUUGUAGCUUUGACACCUACUACAGCAGUAGUUCAUUGGAUGCCACUCAAAAAACUGACCUGCGUGGCCGUGACCUACGAAGUGCUUUGGAAGUCAGUUUCAUUAGUGAACGGCACGCAACACAAGAGCAAACAAUUUAUCAAUGUGCCGAAACGUGUGACAGACGGUAGAUUUUUCACAAAGAUUAAUUUGUCGCUAUUAGUACAAGAUUACUUGAUAUACGUGCGGGUGUAUCCAAGUAAUUUUAGCGAUUUCUACAACGAGAGUUUAAGCAAGAUUAAUCACAUAUAUUCAGAACCAAACAAUAUUACUUUGAGUUGGGUCAAUAUAAAUAGCAUGAACAUUUCAUGGAUUUCAAACAUUAAUCUGACGGUUCUUUCUACACUAGAGUACAAAGACAUUGUAACAGAAAAGUGGGAAACAACGAAUUAUAUUGAAAUGAAUUAUAACAAAGAAGUAAUAUAUCAUAUCGAAAAUUUACGAUCAGGAACUUUAUACCAAUUUCGCUUGAUAUUGAUAUACCUUGAAUAUGAGGAAACUUUUAUAUGGCCGUCUGAUAAAAGAUUUAUUUUUUCAACACGUAGUAGCAAACGAGAUAUUUCGAGCACUCCUGGAAUAAUACCGAAACAAUAUUACUUAUUAUUAUUGAUGUUAAGUUUUAUCGUUGUAAUUAUUAUAAUUUGCAUCUGCUACUAUUAUCGUUUGUAUCGUCAACGCAGAAGUAAUAAUGAACAAUGUUUGUCUUCAACAAUGACCGAUAUAGAAUUGAAGAUUCUACAUGAAAUACCUUGCCAAAACAUUCAAUUCAAUAUGAUUUACAGUCCUAUGUUACAUUAUAAUCCGGAUAAAUAUGAAAUCACCGAAAUCAAACGUAAACAAAUUACACUAAUAAAACUUCUUGGUAGCGGCGCAUUCGGAAUGGUAUUUCAAGGAAAUGUGAAAAACUUAGAAAGAUCAGGCACAGAGAUAUCCGCUGCAAUAAAAGUGCUUCGAAAAGAUGCUUCUUCCUAUGAGAAAAAGAAAUUUUUAGAAGAAGCCAGACUUAUGAAUCACUUUCGACAUAAACAUAUAUUAAGAUUGUUAGCCGUUUGUUUAGAUGGAGAUUCGCCGUUACUAGUGUUGGAAUUGAUGGAAACUGGUGAUCUGUUAAAAUAUUUAAGAGAUUGUCGAACUUUGCAAGCGUCAGAUUCGCAUGCACUGCGUUUGCAGGAUUUGCUCGCCAUGUGCGAAGAUGUUGCUCGAGGCUGUUGCUACUUGGAAGAGUUGCGUUUCGUACAUAGAGAUCUUGCGUGUCGUAAUUGCUUAUUAUCUUCGAGAAAUCGCGAGGACCGUAUCAUCAAAAUUGGAGAUUUUGGUCUAGCUAAGGAUAUCUACAAGGAUGAUUAUUAUCGCACGAAAGGAGAAGGUCUGUUUCCUGUUCGUUGGAUGGCACCGGAAUCUUUGGUGAUCGGAAUAUUUACUUCUCUAAGCGAUGUUUGGUCAUUUGGGGUAUUAAUGUGGGAAAUUACAUCAUUGGGUGAACAACCUUACAGUGCCAAAACUAAUGAAGAAGUACUAAAUUAUGUACGUGCUGGAGGCAGGUUGCCGAUGACUCUUAACUGUCCGUCAAUGUUGUACCAGUUAAUGCUGUGUUGCUGGAGUACAGCGAAUACCAGACCAAAUUUUAAACUUUGUCUUAAAAAUAUUAUAGCAUUAAGAAAGAACAUAGAAGAUGCCUUAUUGAGUCCAGUCGAUACUUUUUAGCCCAUAUAAUUAAAUUAAUGUUUAUCUUCUGUU
Molecule: messenger RNA, 3998 nt
Organism: Camponotus floridanus (Florida carpenter ant)
Lineage: Eukaryota; Metazoa; Arthropoda; Insecta; Hymenoptera; Formicidae
Product: proto-oncogene tyrosine-protein kinase ROS
Exons: 7
Coding region: 600-3965 (1121 amino acids)
Biological process (GO): positive regulation of kinase activity; cell surface receptor protein tyrosine kinase signaling pathway; regulation of TOR signaling
Cellular component (GO): signaling receptor complex; membrane
Molecular function (GO): ATP binding; protein binding; transmembrane receptor protein tyrosine kinase activity
Source: RefSeq, a predicted model, not a curated record